Messenger RNA from Echinostoma caproni, 240 nucleotides. Lineage: Eukaryota; Metazoa; Platyhelminthes; Trematoda; Plagiorchiida; Echinostomatidae. The record is from the annotation of a GenBank genome assembly.
AUGAUGUACUACUUCUGCUGCCAACACAGCGAAUCCCAAGAUGGCGCUGAAACCAUAGUCAGUUGUAUAGUCACUGUGUGGGAAGAACCAAGUGGUCGAUCAGAUGACUUCCAAGGGACCGAGUUAAAUGAUAGUAGUGUUGGCGAUGGUAGUGGUGGUGGUAGUGGUGGUGGUGGUGGUGGUGGUGGUGGUGGUGGUGGNGUGAGGGAUAGCGGAGGAGGGGGCGGUGGUGGCUUAUAA